GACUACAAGACCCUCAAUCCUCAGGAUAUUAAGGAAAACAACAAAAAGGCCUAUGAUGUUUUUGCCAACCUGGGCAUCAGUCGUCUGUUGGAGCCAUCUGACAUGGUUCUGCUGGCCAUCCCUGACAAGCUGACCGUCAUGACGUACCUCUACCAGAUCAGAGCCCACUUCAGUGGAGAGGAGCUCAACGUGGUGCAGAUAGAAGCCAACAGCAGCCGCAGCACAUACAAGGUGGGAGACUUCGAGACAGACACCAACGCCUCCAUCGGCCAGGACAAGUUCUAUGCCGAGCUAAACGUCAGUGACGCUAAUGCCCAGACCACUGGAUCCAGUGGGGACGUUAGCAUCGGAGCUAACGGCGCUAGCGCCACCAAUGGAGCCGCGGGGAAAGAGGAGGAGAUGGAGGUGGUGAGGAAGAGUGAGACUGUGUCUUUCUCCCUCCCUGACUUUGGGGUGUCCCCCUCCUCUCCCAGCUCGCCCCCCCUCCCCUUGCCCCGCGCGGCUCUACCCCCCACCGCCACAGAGUCCUCCCACCCCAGAGCCGCGCCUCGCUCCCUUGCCACCACGUCUCUAGGAGACGAUCGCCGUCAACUACAACUACCCCUGAAGGCAGUCACCCUGGACCUGAGUCAGCUCCCUCUGAGGACGGAGAGAGGGAUGGAGAGAGGGAUGGAGAGAGGGAUGGAGAGAGGGACCGAGAGAGGGACCGAGAGAGGGACGGAGAGAGGGACGGAGAGAGGGAUAGAGAGAGGGAUGGAGAGAGGGAUGGAGAGAGGGACGGAGAGAGGGACGGAGAGAGGGACCGAGAGAGGGACGGAGAGAGGGACGGAGAGAGGGAUGGAGAGGGGGACGGAGAGAGGGACGGAGAGGGAGACGAGGGAGCAGGAAGGGAUGAGGGAUGGAGCCCCGGACAACGGGGCCCUCGAUUCAGGGUCCCCUACACGGCAAGGAACCUCGGGCACCCCAGGGGCCUCGUCUCCCUCCUCCCACAAGCUGGGCUUCUCCUACAACCGUGAUGCUGACCUCAUCAAGAAGAAGAGGGCCAGCCUCCGUCACUCUGAGUCUGAGACCGCCUCCGACUGCAGCAACCCCACCCCUAACAACCACGCUGACACGCCCACUAAACAGGAGCCAACGCCCGUCCCCAGCUCCCCAGUGGAAAAGAAGGUGCAGUCUCGGCAGGAGGAGCUGAAGGAAAGAGCCAGGCUUCUCCUGGAGCAGGCCCGGCGGGAUGCUGCCAUGAAGGCCGGCAGCAAGCACACAGCCAGUUCAACUAACUCAGUCCCAGUUAAAACACCACAAGUCACUGACGAGAGAGACGUGGAGCGCCGGAGACAGCUGAGGGAGAGGGCCAGACAGCUCAUCGCCGAGGCUCGCUCUGGGGUCAAGAUCACAGAGAUGCCCCUUUAUGACACGACCGCUGACCGAGGGAGAGGCAAAACCACCCCUACUGGAGAUGUGUUGGAUGGAGAUGCAGGUGAUGAUAAUGGGGGUGAGGAGGAGGAGGGGGGGAGAGAUGAGGAAGAUCACCAUGAUGAAACUGUGACAGAGGCUCCUGCGGUAGAUACUAACCCUCCUGAGGCCCCUCCGACCUCCUCCACCAUCCAGGGGCAUCAGGAGUCUACUAACCCCAGCUCUGAGCUAACCUUUCUGGGUGUGAACAGUAAACACAUGGACUUGAAGCUGAAGAUGAUGGAGGUUCGACCUGGAGGACCCAACUCUUCCUCCUCUCCUUCAUCCUCCUCUUCCUCUCCCUCCUUCUCCUCAUCCACCUCGCCACUCAGCCCCACAGAGAACAAUGCAGAGCGUCUGCGCAGGGCGACAGAGAGACUGCGUGGUCCUGUAGUCUUCAGUCAGGAGCCAGCUGUCAGGAAAACACAGCUGAGGUCCUUCAGCCAGUAUGUGGAGGUCAGGCCAGAGGUAAAGCGUCAGAGAUCAGUACCAGAGGAUCAGAGACGGACGGGCGAGGAGAGAGGACUGGCACCAGACACCGAUGCUCGCAAGCCUUAUGAAGAUGAAAAGGCGUUCAAAGACACCAGUCAGUACGUGGUCGGGGAGCUGUCUGCUCUGGAGAGCGAGCAGCGCCACAUCGACGCCCGGGCGGCGCGCGUGGAGAAGAGGCUACGCUAUCUCAUGGACACAGGGAACAGUAAGGAAGAGGAGGAGGCCAUGAUGCAGGAGUGGUUCAUGUUGGUCAACAAGAAGAAUGCUCUGAUCAGGAGACAGAACCAACUCUCUCUACUGGAGAAGGAGCACGAUCUGGAGCGACGCUUUGAGCUGCUCAACAGAGAGCUGAGAGCCAUGAUGGCCAUCGAGGACUGGCAGAAGACAGAGGCUCAGAAGAGAAGAGAGCAGCUGCUGCUGGAUGAACUGGUCAUACUGGUCAACAAACGAGAUGCGCUGGUCAGAGACCUCGAUGCGCAGGAGAAACAGGCGGAGGAGGAAGAUGAACACCUGGAGAGAACCCUCGAGCAGAACAAAGGCAAGAUGGCCAAGAAGGAAGAGAAGUGUGUCCUUCAAUGAUUGUCAUUUCGUUUCACACACACACACACACAUAUAUAUAUAGUCUUCGUCCCAAAUGACACCCUAUAUGUCCUAUAUAUUACUUUGACCAGGGCAACAUAGUGCACUAUAUAGGGAAUAGAGUGCCUUUUGGGACACAGAUACAGACUAUAAUAUUUGUUUGAUCGAUACAAGAAUUGUAUUGUUAUUAUAUUGACUAUUAUUAUUGUAAUUAUUAUUAUUGAUAUACCAUGAUAUUGACAUAUUGUUAUUAAUAUACAAUUUCUUGACAUUAUUAUAAUUAUAAUAAUUGUUAUAUUGACAUAUUGUUAUUAAUAUACCAUUGUAUUGACAUUAUUAUAAUUAUUAUUAUUAUUAUAUUGACUAUUUGAGAAACCUGUAUUUUAAGUUUAUUUGAACCCUGAAAUUUAAAUCAUGUUGUUUUUUUUUUUUUGGUCAAUGGCUGUGAUGGUUUUACUGCUAAACUAAAGGCUACAUCCUAAAUGCAUCCCUAUUCCAUAUAAAGGGCACUACUUUUGACCAGAGCCCCUCACUAUAUAGGAAACAGGGAGCCGUGUGGGAGGUGUCAAGGCUCUGUAAGGAUGAGACCAUGAUGUCUUGAACCAGCUUUAUACUGACAUGGAAAUGUGUCCUGCUUAUACAACACACUAGAUUGUUUUUAUUUUGUUGUUGUUGCUUUAUCAAGCAAGGUACUUGUAUUUAAUAUACAUAUACAUGAUGGCAUAUACAGCCCAGUGAAAACCUACCACGGGAGGGAUUGAAUUUCAUUCAGACACACACAGCCUUCUCUUGGCAGAAUGUUUCAAUGUUGAGGAGCUUGGAGACAGAGAUUCCUUUAUAGUGGUUUUGAGGUACAGCGAGUUGUUUUAUUGGGGACGUUGGUGAUGAUAACCAAUGAUAUUAUACUGAUGUCUAUUGUUUCAGUUGGACUUUAAAAACAAAAAAAAGAGUAUAAUUCACGAUAUCAGUAUUUUCAAGCUAUGUUUAUUACUUGACUGUGUGUAAUGUUUUUAAAGGUAAUAUCUCAAGAUGCAGUUCAUAAACCGAAAAACUGUUAUGAUUUUUUUUUUCGCUUGAAUGCGGUUAACCAAACAUUUCAGAAGAAGAGCUGGCUCGGUGAUA
Molecule: messenger RNA, 3645 nt
Organism: Oncorhynchus masou masou (cherry salmon)
Lineage: Eukaryota; Metazoa; Chordata; Actinopteri; Salmoniformes; Salmonidae
Product: EH domain-binding protein 1-like
Exons: 15
Coding region: 103-2523 (806 amino acids)
Biological process (GO): actin cytoskeleton organization
Cellular component (GO): filamentous actin; microtubule organizing center
Source: RefSeq, a predicted model, not a curated record